AUGGCGAACGAGGCGACCGAGCGGCAGGCGAACGCGAGCGCGAUGGACGCGGACGCGCCGGAUGAAGCGGCGGAGCGCCUCGUGAGCGAGGAGUAUAAGAUUUGGAAGAAGAACACGCCGUUUUUGUAUGAUUUAGUCGUCACGCACGCGCUGGAGUGGCCGUCGUUGACGGUGCAGUGGUUACCGGAUCGCGUGGAGGUUCCCGAUCGCGAUUACAGCGCGCAAAAGUUGGUGUUGGGGACGCACACGAGCGAGCACGAGCAAAACUACUUGAUGAUUGCCGAGGUGCAGCUCCCGCUCGAGGGGGCGGAGGUGGACGGAAGGGAGUACGACGACGAGAGCGGCGAAGCUGGGGGAUUCGGAAGCGGUGGAGCCAAAGUCAAGGUGACGCAACACAUCAAUCACGACGGUGAAGUGAAUCGAGCGCGGUACAUGCCGCAAAACUCAUUCGUAUUGGCGACGAAGACGGUGAGCGCGGACGUAUACGUGUUCGAUUACACGAAACAUCCGAGCAAGGCGUCGCCGGACAGUGGGUGCCAGCCGAACAUUCGGCUGAAGGGUCACCUCACCGAGGGCUACGGUCUUAGCUGGUCGCCGUUCAAGAGCGGACACUUGCUCAGUGGGAGCGACGACGCGCAAAUUUGCCUCUGGGACGUCACCGGCGGCGACGGCGCGCGCGAGCUCAACGCGCAGACGAUUUACAAAGGUCACUUGAGCGUCGUGGAGGACGUUGCGUGGCAUGCUAGGCACGAGCAUAUGUUCGGUUCGGUCGGGGAUGACAAGCACUUGAUCCUGUGGGAUACUCGCGCGGCGCCGGCGAACGCGGCGGUGCUCAACGUCGAGGCGCACCAAGCCGAGGUGAACUGCUUGUCCUUCAACCCAUUCAACGAAACUCUUCUCGCCACCGGUAGCGCGGACAAGACGAUCGCACUGUUCGACAUUCGCAACACCAAGCAGCGCCUGCACACGUUCGAACAUCACACGGAGGAGAUUUUCCAAAUUGGCUGGUCGCCGAAGAGCGAGACGAUCCUUGCGUCGUGCGGCGCGGACAGACGCAUGAUGAUUUGGGAUCUUAGCAAGAUUGGCGACGAGCAGACCCCUGAAGACGCCGAAGAUGGCCCACCGGAGCUCCUAUUCAUCCACGGAGGUCACACGUCGAAGAUCAGCGACUUUAGCUGGAACAUGAACGAUGACUGGGUCAUCGCGAGCGUCGCAGAGGACAAUAUUUUACAAAUCUGGCAACCGAACGCGAACUGCGUGUGCGCGGGAGGUGACGACGAAGAGUAA
Molecule: messenger RNA, 1287 nt
Organism: Ostreococcus tauri
Lineage: Eukaryota; Viridiplantae; Chlorophyta; Mamiellophyceae; Mamiellales; Bathycoccaceae
Product: G-protein beta WD-40 repeat
Exons: 1
Coding region: 1-1287 (428 amino acids)
Biological process (GO): regulation of gene expression
Cellular component (GO): nucleus
Molecular function (GO): histone binding
Source: RefSeq, a predicted model, not a curated record